Penicillium pulvis is the source of this 1614-nucleotide messenger RNA. RefSeq names its product flavin-containing monooxygenase. The record is from RefSeq and is a predicted model, not a curated record. NCBI's taxonomy places the organism in Eukaryota, Fungi, Ascomycota, Eurotiomycetes, Eurotiales, Aspergillaceae. Gene Ontology annotation, molecular function: NADP binding; N,N-dimethylaniline monooxygenase activity; flavin adenine dinucleotide binding. Bases 1 to 1614 code for a protein of 537 amino acids. The transcript has 2 exons.
AUGGGUUCUACCUCUGACGACGAUAUUCUCGAUGCCCUCAUCGUAGGCGCAGGCUUUGGAGGCGUCUACCAGCUCAAACACCUCCGCGAGAAAGGAUUCAACGUGAAGCUUGUCGACUCCGCCACGGACUUCGGCGGAGUUUGGUAUUGGAAUCGCUAUCCCGGCGCCCGAGUCGAUAGUACAGUGCCACAUUACGAAUUCUCUGAUCCCGCACUCUGGAAGGACUGGUCCUGGAAGCAACGCUUUCCUGGCAGUCAAGAGCUCCGCGAAUACUUCGCUUUCGUGGCGGAUAAAUGGGAUCUAAGAAGGGAUACCGAGUUCAACACAUUCAUCUCCCAGGCUAUCUUUUAUGAGCAGAGUAAUGUCUGGCGUAUCUCCAGCUCAAGUGGAAAGAAGUUUGUCGCGAGGUACUUCUUGCUUAAUACUGGUUUUUCUGCGAAGCGCCACAUCCCGAACUGGAAAGGGAUUGACAAGUUCCGAGGUACAUGGAUUCAUCCUUCGUACUGGCCCAAGGAAGAGCCCGAUCUCAAAGGGAAGAAGGUUGCUGUCAUUGGCACCGGGUCGACGGGAGUUCAACUCGCGCAGGAACUUAGUCAGGUCGCAGGUGAAUUCGUUCUGUUUCAACGAACGCCGAAUCUAGCCUUGCCUAUGGGGCAAGUCAAUUUCAAAGACGGAGAGCAGGGUAUUCCUAGAAAGGAUUAUCCAGAUCUGUUCAAUGGUCGCCGGGAUAGCUACGGUGGAUUCAACUUCAAUUUCACACCGCGGUCCACUUUUGGCGACUCCCCAGAAAAGCGAAAGGAGACCUACGAAGAAUUAUGGAAGCACGGGGACUUUCACUUUUGGCUUGCAUCAUACCAAGAUAUGAUGUUCACCAAAGAGGCAAACAAAGAGGCCUACGACUUUUGGAAGUCAAAGGUUAGGCCACGAAUCCAUGAUCCCCGUCUUCGGGAUCUACUUGCACCCGAGGUUCAGCCCCAUGGCUUCGGCUGCAAGCGUAUCUCUCUUGAAAAUGGAUUUUAUGAAAUCUUUAACCAACCCAACACCUCACUGGUGGAUGUUAAGUCCACACCAAUUGUCGAAGUCACCGAGCGCGGAAUCAAGACAACGGAGAAAGAGUGGGAUUUUGAUUACGUUGUUUGUGCGACUGGUUUUGAUGCCGUCACUGGCGGUCUCCUACAGAUGGACAUUAGGGGAAAGAAUGGCCAGCGUCUAGCUGACAAGUGGAAGGAUGGAACGAAGACAUACCUUGGUAUGGCUGUUUCAGGCUUCCCGAAUAUGUUCUUCACAUAUGGCCCUCAGGCACCUACCGCGCUGUGUAACGGACCGACUUGUGCGGAGUACCAGGGUGACUUUGUCAUUGGGGUUAUGGAACACAUGCGGAAAACAGGCCGACGGCGUAUUGAGGCUGGAGCUGACGUAGAGCAGCUGUGGGGUAAUGAUAUUCGCAAGUUCGCCUACUCUUCAUUGCUACCUGAGACUGAUUCGUGGUACAUGGGAACAAAUAUCCCGGGCAAGGUACGGGAGCCUCUCGUCUAUUUUGGUGGUGUUCCAAAUUACUACAAGAGUCUUGAUACAUCUUUGAAGGGCGGUUUUGCCGAGUUUAAGCAAAGCUAG